Microthlaspi erraticum is the source of this 1083-nucleotide messenger RNA. The record is from the annotation of a GenBank genome assembly. NCBI's taxonomy places the organism in Eukaryota, Viridiplantae, Streptophyta, Magnoliopsida, Brassicales, Brassicaceae.
AUGGAUUGUCUGAAGAAGGCAAUGCCAUUCAUUUUAGUGGUAUUGUUGCAAGUAGGGUUAGCAGGAAUGGACAUUCUCACAAAAGCUGUCCUAAACGAAGGCAUGAGCAAUUACGUCCUUGUCGUCUACCGUCAUGGUGUUGCUGCCAUUGUUAUGGCCCCUUUCGCUUUCUAUUUCGACAAGAGGGUGAGACCGAAGAUGACUCCGACGAUAUUCUUCAAGAUAACACUCCUUGGUUUAUUUGAACCAGUGAUCGAUCAGAACUUAUUCUGUUUGGGAAUGAAAUACACGACGGCUACAUUUGCAACUGCCUUGUACAACACUCUACCUGCAGUCACUUUCAUCCUCGCCGUAAUAGUCAGGCUCGAAAAAGUGAAGCUUCGGAGUAUAAGGAGCGCGGCUAAGGUGGUUGGGACGUUGGCUUCAGUUGGAGGAACCUUGGUUAUGACACUUGUCAAAGGUCCAGCUCUCGACCUCUUCUGGACCAAAGGACCCUCUGCACAAAACACAACCGGGACCGAUAUUCACAGCUCCAUCAAAGGCGCAAUAUUUGUCACCAUUGGCUGUUUCAGCUAUGCAUGUUUCUUUAUUCUCUACGCGAUCACUUUGAAGACUUACCCGGCCGAGCUCACACUCACAGCAUGGAUAUGUCUAAUGGGGACAAUAGAGGGAGCAGCUGUGGCAUUAGUGAUGGAGAGAAGAAAUCUUGGCGCAUGGGCCAUUGGUUGGGACAACAAACUACUUACAGUUACAUACAGUGGGAUAGUGUGCUCGGCGCUUGGUUACUACAUUGGAGGACUUGUGAUGAAAACGAGAGGUCCUGUGUUUGUAACAGCUUUUAGUCCUCUAUGCAUGAUCAUAGUAGCGAUUAUGUCGACAGUAAUCUUUGCUGAGCAAAUGUACCUUGGAAGGGUUCUUGGUGCGGGGGUUAUAUGUGCAGGAUUAUACCUUGUGAUAUGGGGCAAAGGCAAAGAUUACGUAACACCGCUAAAAGAUGUUGGAUCAACAACACAACCAAAACUAGAUCUAAGUGGAAACGAGAAAAAUAGCGUUGAUCAUGAAAUUAUUACUAUCAGCAAGUAA